AGCAAACACGUCCUCAACGCCCAAGUGGCAAUCCGAUCCCCUUGCUGCAAGAAAUGGUUCGACUGCGCCGAAUGCCACCAAGAGACCGAAAGACAUCCCCUCCAGAAAGCCAGUGAGAUGGUCUUCGCCUGCAAGAAAUGCAAGAAAUGCUUCCGCAAGGACACGGCCGAAUUCGACGAGAGUGACGAAUACUGUCCCCACUGCGACAACCACUUCGUGAUCGAGGCGGUGACGCCGACCCCGACGCUCCACGUGGAAGGCGAGGAUGCGCGAGUGGAUUCGAGAAUGCUAAAGGACGAUCGGGUUCGCGGACAUCAGGAGAAAUCCAUCUUUAAUUUCAAGGAUAUUUCGGAUCGGUUGGGUUAG
Aspergillus japonicus CBS 114.51 is the source of this 366-nucleotide messenger RNA. Its product is annotated as CHY zinc finger protein. Gene Ontology annotation, cellular component: mitochondrial intermembrane space. Gene Ontology annotation, molecular function: zinc ion binding. The annotation marks the transcript as partial. NCBI's taxonomy places the organism in Eukaryota, Fungi, Ascomycota, Eurotiomycetes, Eurotiales, Aspergillaceae. Gene Ontology annotation, biological process: protein import into mitochondrial intermembrane space. The transcript has 5 exons. The record is from RefSeq and is a predicted model, not a curated record.